Pomacea canaliculata is the source of this 1831-nucleotide messenger RNA. RefSeq lists its product as uncharacterized. The transcript has 12 exons. The record is from RefSeq and is a predicted model, not a curated record. Bases 1 to 1641 code for a protein of 546 amino acids. Lineage: Eukaryota; Metazoa; Mollusca; Gastropoda; Architaenioglossa; Ampullariidae.
AUGGCUGGAACCAGAAUACCUCAACUUGGCUGCAUCCCAGACUCCAUUCCAUUUUUUAGCAGUUGCCAGAUUUCCCUGCCAAGCUUUCUAGAUGGAGUUUGUGUGUACACAAAGGACUGUGGUGCUAUUCAGUGCUGUAUCCCUGUUGACUUGGGACUGCUUGGAGAGUAUGCAAUAAAUGCCAGCUUUGAAGUUGACACCUGUACUAAUACUUUCACUUACACUCUUGAGCGCAAAUCUGCCAAGCUCAGUCUGCCUGCAAUCACAGGCUAUUCUCAGAAAGAAACAUUUAGUGGAGGUGGAUUGACAUUCACAAUGUCCUAUGGAUCCACUGCGCCAGGAAGAGAGAGACGACGUCAAGCAGAGCAAAAAUGGAACUGUGCUGCAUCUCCAAUACCAAGCAAUGAUCUGUGGCUGCAGAUGAUUAAAGCUGGAGCCAGUACUGAAGAGAUACAAGCCUGCAUCCAAGAAUUUCAGAGGAAGGAGGAGUCAAAGUGUGACCAGGUGCAAGGCGAUCAUGGUGAUGAAGCUAACACAUUUACCCUGAAAGGAAUCUUGGGAGCCCUCAGCUCAAGCAGCCCAUCCUCUCUGGUAUAUUGCAACAAGAAGGCAUUGGUCACUGUCAACAUAGAGGGAUUUGACUUGAUAGAAAAAAUGCUGAAGACAGUGGAUGACAUCAAAGGUCGCUUCGAGAGCACCUAUAUCCCUGGUAAAGGCUUGACAGGUGAAGGAACCAAGGCUCUGGGACUAAAGAUUGCCAACAUGACAAUCGGAGAACUGCAAGCGUAUGUCAUGUCUGAGGGCAUUGACCCUGAGCUGGCGCUGGAGCUCAUGAAAGAUAUGAAAAACCUAGUUUCCACACUGUUCUCAGAGCUCAUAUCAAAACUGACCAGUGGUGGGGUAGAGGACCUCUUCAAGUCCUUUGACUUGUCUUUGUCUGGAGAUUUUAGUGUACCAAGGAGAGAUGUAACCCUUUUCGAAUGCAAUUAUUUCUUUUUGGUUGGUGGAAUCGUACCAAUGCACUUUGGUUUUGGGGCAGGAAUAUCAUACGGUAUGGAUAUUGCGGUUGGAGCAAAGAUCAUGAGCAUGACUGUCUAUGGAGAAAUCAAACCCUAUGUUGGCAUUAAAGUGCGGGGCUACUUGGCUGUUGGUUUUAUCUUGUAUGGCAGAUUGGAACUGACAGGUUACAUUUGCCAAACCUCCCUUCCUUCAAGGGCAGAAAUUGGUUUUUCAAAGUUCCCUCUGGAUCUCCAACUGAACAUGGAUCUAGUACUUGCACCACUGGCAUUGAAGCUUGAUGUCCUUGUGACACUGGAGGUGAAACUGCUGUUUGUGAAGAUCAAGAAAGUUUUAUUCAAAGCCAAUCUUUGGUAUUACAAAGCACCUGUCAUUAACCAACGUGUCCUAGCAAUUGGGACAAAGGAAGAAGAUAAGACGCCACCCAGUUUUGCACCAUACAAAGAUACAAAGGAGGGUCGUCGCCGUAGAGCAAUAAGCACAAAUCACUGCUUAGUGAGACAGCUGCCCGGUUUAGACUACACUGAGCCUUCCAUCAAGAUUGCUGUAGCUGCUGGUGAUGACCGCAGCAAAGUGAUAUUACGGCAUAUGCUGGAAGAGCACCUGGCUUGGAAGAUCUCCUAGUCAUCGAACUCGGUGGGCCAUCCACCAUCAUUCGAGAGCGACUGCCAGUGUCAGGAGAUUCUGUCUACAUCAAAGUCAGAGCAAUCAAUAAUAAUGGUGCAAGCAGUGAGGUGACAUGUAUCUUGGACAAUUAUGAUGUCACACUACCAACAGGCCGGCUGGAAGCAGAUUUUACAACAACUAGCAACAG